CGCCGGGGCGGCCAUGGCGGCGCUGCGCUGCCUCCUGCUGCUGCUGUGCGGAGCCGCGCUGGGGCCCGCUGUCCACCUCGACUUCGCCGAGCACCGCAGCCAGGCGGCUAAGAUCAAGGUCAACCCUCGCGGCAACCUCUGGGCUACAGGUCACUUCAUGGGGAAGAAGAGUGUCACCGGCUCCCCGCACCUGGAGUCGCCGGAAGAGCCUGUGGUGCCGAUGGUCUUCGGUCCCUCUCUCAGAGCCUUGCUGGAGGACAUGAUGGAACUGCUUACCCGUGAGCUCCUGAAAAUCCUCUUGCAAGAGAGACUUUUGGAUGAAAACCAAGGAAAAUAUGACCUCACUGACCAGCCAGGUGCAGAAGAGGAUGGCUGGCCACUGUCUUCACUGCCGUGAAGAAAUGUCCCCUUUUUCAGCCACCGCAGGGACAAGGAGAUCCUUUCUUCCCUUUAUCUCUGUAGAGAGAGGCCAAGAGGGACACACCUCUAUGCCUGAAGGGAAAGGAGUCUGUCCUGCACAGAGGUCUUGGGUGUCCGAUGUCCCUAUCUUGGGUCUGUGUUGCUGUGGUUGGGAUCCCUCGUUACUGAGGGGCACGUAGCUUUGUUAGCUUGCUGUGCAGAGGAGGUGUGUGUUCAUCGUACUGCUGCAGAGCGGGUCUCGGGGAGCGGGCAGGAGCUCCGGUAGUCCCACUGUGCGUCAGCAGAUCCUCAAGCUCCUCGGUGUGGCUUUUGCUGUGGAGCUCACCCAGCUCCUAGUGGAACCCUGCCCCUGGGAGCAGUGUGCACGCACAGAUCCUCACACAGGACGUGGAGAUGGAAUUGCUCAGUCCGUGUGGCUCUGCUUGUCUGUUGCCUGAUGCGUGCUUCCCUGGUGUCUCGCCCUUUCAAGUCACUGCAGGAAGCAACUGAGAGUCUAAAAGGGAUGAAAUCCUCUUAGGUGGGUCCUACAUGUGCUGUCCCACUGAGCUGCUGUACUUGAGGAGCUAUUCAGUAACACUGCACACAGGUAAAGCUACUCCUGUUAUCCAGGUUUAGGCAGUGCUUGUUCCUGUUCUUGGCUUUUUUUGGGAAGACACAGGUGGAGCAGCAUUGCAGGGAUGCGAGCCUGAGUGCUGCUGAUUGUUCAAGCACCUUCUUGACUCAGUUUCAUCAGACUAAGGUAAAUUGAGGCUUUCCUAGAGAGCUGGUCCCAUCGGGAUAGAGGGUUUUCCACCCUGAAGAUCCAGCUGGGCAUGGCUGGAGACACCAGCCCACCCUGCUCCCCUUGAGAUGCUGUGUGCCGUGACUGCUGCGCUGUUGCAGCUUUUGCUUCUCAGAUGCAGCUGAAAGGGAGGAGAGGGCUGUGAAGGCUCUGGACCCUUCUCCAUCCUCCCUGGGGAGCCUUUGAGGAGGAGGAGGGUAUUUGCCGCGCUAACUGAGAUGAUGGGGGAGCUGGUGGAUGCGCUGCCCUGCCUCGUCCGCUGAGCGUGCAGUGUGAGUUUGACAGAAGCGAUCCUUGUGGCUCUCCUCUGCGUAGGUAAGUUGCGCGGUCACCGCUCGCACUGCAGAUAUGCUUGGGCAGAGGCUGCCCCGAGCGCUGGUGCUGUCUUAGGCUGCCAGCUGGGUGCCGGCGCCCCACCAGCCCUGUCUGUGCUCAUUCCUGGUGCUCGAAGGCAGGUCCUGGCCAGGGGUAGCACCCAGCACUGGACAUCAGCCUUUGGUGCCUGCGUGCUGGGUGUCGAAGCUCUGCUGCUGGAGGGCCGUUUGGCUCCUGCUCAAGCAGAUGCUGCCAGCUGCCUUUCCCACUGCCCCAACGCCUCUCUGGUGGGAGGUGGGAUGCCCUGCAUAAAUGUGUGGCAUCGCAGCUUAGGUGCCUGAUGUGCAGCUGGCUCCUACCCCCUGCCUCCUCCUCCCAAAGCCUCUCACGUCUCCUUGGCCAAUGCCAGCUGUCCUCUCGGUGGCAGUGGAGACCUUGCUGGGUGAUGGGUCUGGUUCUGCCCAUCAGGCACCCCUGGGCACCUCACUAGACUCAACUCCAGCCUGCCUGCUCCUUUCUUUGCCACCCGUCCCCCGGGGCGUCUUUGCCUCUGCUGGUUGAUACUGCAGGACUACUUCUCCCUGGUGCCUUUGAGUGCCGUCUGUGUCGUACUUUUCUGUGGGACCCUAUUUUUUUUUUUUUCUUGUGGGUGACACAGUGCCAGUGCAAAUUCCUGCCUCCCUGACAGCUUUCUCCUUCAGUGUGGCUGUUGUUGGACACCUGGGGUCAGCACCUAGCCUGUGUUUGAACUGAUCUGUGUGUCGUGUUCGCCACCUGCCUAACAAGCUGUUUAAUAGCUCUGCUCCGUGGAACUCUGUCCACUCCCUGCUUGGGAUCUGUCACUUCCAUCUCAACUCGGUUUAGUAAAACAAAAGUGCUUCUCCCUUCCUUGGUCACCAAGGCAGGAAUUAACGUGCUCCCCAAGCGUUGCUCCGCUGCCCCAGCACGCGUGCUGUGCUUUGUGGCAGGAUACGUGUCGAGGGAACCUGACUUUUAUUGAAAAACCCAGUGGGCUUUUCCUUUUCUGAGGGUGUUGCUGAUCAUUCACAAGUUGGUUCUUCCUUUCUGUGAGGCUCCUCUAAGCAUUAAAUAAAUCCCAGGGCUUUGUCUUUUUGCUUGCUCUCCCUUCACGUGGGUUAGUUCUGCCUGCUGUGCUGGGGUUUCCCAUCCCUCCGCAAAGCGGGAGCCCUUGCGAUGGCAGAAGGGGUUUGCAAACGGGGAUUUCUGUUUUGUCUUUUUAACCACAUCUGGCAGGCAGGGCUUGGCUCUCAGCAUGCCAGGGCUUCGCGGUGCCACCCUGUUGCUGUGUGUGACAAGGAUUUGGCUGGCAGAGGAGGAUCAUCCUCAUCCCUUGUCGUCUUCUUGGAUGUGUGUCUGUCUCCUGGAGAAAUACUGCCAGGCUGAGACCACGUGUGUGGAGUGGAAUGGCUCCAGGGGUGUGGGGACAGCCCUUCUGCGUGAAAGCAGAUGCUGCCCUGCGCAGCUCUGGGACCUCUGGGCAGUACGUAAUCCCACAAAAUCCCUCUGUAACUCUUCCCCGCUGUCUUUUGUGUCUCUCUGCCUUCUUGCACAGCUCUCUGCUGAAUCACCCCCCGAGGCUGCUCUUGUUCCUGAAGCCCAACCCAGUGGCUGCUGUCUGAGUGGGCUGGUGAAGUUUGCCAGCUGUGGUCCAGCUGUUGGAGCACAAGAUGGGAGGCAGGGGCCAGGCUCCUGGCUCUUUCCUUCUCAUGUGCUGUCCCAAGCCACCUCUGAAAGUGCCACCAUGGUCCAGCACGGGACACUUGUCUGAUCUUCUGCCCCGUGGUACCCAGGCAGGUGAUGUUGUUGGAGACUGCGUAUGGGACCCGGUGUCUCACCAUUGUGCCUUUUCUUGUAGGAGACAGGGCUUUUAACAAAGGUGCUGGAGAAGUAUUUUUCAAACUGAAGAAGCGCAGCCGUGGAGGAUGAGGUCUGCAGGCUCGGCCGUGCGAGGCGAACGGAGGAGAGCAUCGUCCUUGUGGGUUACUGUAGCAACAUCACUUUUAUUUAUUCUUUCUGUAAUAUUGUUAAUAGUGAUUGCUUGUAUGAAAAGCAGAGCCUCCCUGUAUAUUUCCUGUAUGUUUUCUGCUUUCUUGAUGUCUGGUGUGCCCCUGUGAAUAAAACUGGCUCUUUGCA
Messenger RNA from Grus americana (Whooping crane), 3670 nucleotides. It is a transcript of the gene NMB, whose product is annotated as neuromedin B. Lineage: Eukaryota; Metazoa; Chordata; Aves; Gruiformes; Gruidae. The coding region runs from base 14 to 397 and encodes 127 amino acids. Gene Ontology annotation, cellular component: neuron projection. Gene Ontology annotation, molecular function: neuromedin B receptor binding; neuropeptide hormone activity. Gene Ontology annotation, biological process: neuropeptide signaling pathway; positive regulation of hormone secretion. The record is from RefSeq and is a predicted model, not a curated record. The transcript is spliced from 3 exons.